AUGACCCUGCCGAGUGUUGUAGGAUUUUGCCUCAAAAAUUUUGCAAAGAUGUUUAACUCCCCUGUCUCCACCUUUUUUGACCACGUCCGCCAGUCGCACAAAGCAGGGCGCGUCAAACAUCAAAGAUGCUACGACAAUUCCACUCGCUUGUUCCCCUACCGCGGGGGCGUAGCCAUGAGUGGGGUGAAUGUGCAGAAUUUCGGUCGUGCUCACACACAAGGGCAUUUGGAGUUAUUGGGUCGCCACUGGGCUCAUUGUUUACGUUCCAAGAAAAUGGUUGCUUACCGAGCCCACAGACCGAUAAUCUUCCUGAUCACGUUUGUACUGUCACUCGCUGCCCCUCCGGCUGCCCAGCAGCCGAUUGUGCUUGGCGAUGACACACCGAAAGGCCACGUCGUUGCGGAAAACGUUUUAGGCAAUGCGAUGAGUAUCGUCCCAGGAAGUUCUGGUGGCACUGUGGCCUAUGCGCUGUUAAAAAGUCCCGUCAGCAGCUACUUCCGUGUGGAUGAGCGCACAGGAAUGUUGGUGACGCGACGGCCAGUAGACAGGGACACACUGUGUGUGGACUCUGGUCUCUGUUGUACUCGGAACACUCAAAACUCAUAUUUCAGCUCCAUUCGUCCUGUUGACAAUGGCGAAUUGGGUACAGUGUGUGCUCUCAGCCUCGAUGUUGCCGUUACCACGGGGCACAGAUACGACUCUGUCCCCUCCACACGGAAGGUCUUUGUGGAAGUCAAGGACGAAAAUGAUCAUGCGCCAGCGUUUGUGGUAAGUCAAGAACUUGACUCAACUGAUUAUCAUGCAUUUCUUGUUGGAGGUCGACCGAUUAUGUCUGAGAUCCGUCUGCUGGAUACGGUCCACUUUCAAGUUCUUAACAUCUCGGAGGCGGCCCGAGUAGGAGUUCACCGACUGGCAUUGCCUCUGGCCACAGACCAAGACGCUCCACCCUUCAACGUGCAGCAGUAUGUCCUGAAUUUCGGUGGAACUCAGCAUCUUUCGUCUUCCUCCACAUCUUCGCCUGAAAGGUACUUCAAACUGGAGGUUCAUAAACGCGAGCUCACCCCAAUGUCACACUUUGAGCUGGAAGCGCCCAUAACAGGUCUCGAUCUUCUGCUCGUAGCACCACUGGAUCGCGAGACUCGUCCAAUGUUCGAGUUUUGGAUUCUGGCCAUCGAUGGCGGUUCACCAACCCCAUUGACGGGAACUCUGUCUGUUCAAAUACGGGUGACUGAUGCCAAUGACCAUGAGCCAAGGUUCGAACGGUCUUCCUACGAGACGAGUGUGGAGGAGGGCCAUGUGGUGGAGGCUGUGCCCAUCCUCAAGGUGGUUGCGCACGAUCAUGAUGAGGGAGUGAACGCGCGCAUUCGCUACUCAUGGUGGCCCGACCACGAGCGUUUUGGCCCAGACGCGAAGCUACUGCUUGAUCACCAACGUCUCUUGACGGACGAGGAAAUUGCCACUACCUUCACCAGUCCCAUCUCACCCGAACGUCUCUCUCAAAUACAGGCACUGCCCACUUACUGGUUUCGCUUGAACGAGUGGACCGGUGAGAUUUUCAUUCACCGAGCGCUAGACUACGAAACUAAACGGGAAUUUGUUUUCGCUAUCGUUGCUACCAAUCCUAACGCCGAUGAUGCUGAUGGAAGUGGUGGUAGUACAACCAGGAAGUCUCUAAAAAAUUCAUCCUCCAUGACCGAAGUCACGAUUAAUGUGAUCAAUCUAAAUGACGAGAAGCCGCAAAUUAGCAUAGACUAUGUGAUCAACAGUGAAUCUGUGAAGCACAAGCGGGUGAUGGAGAACGGCUCACAGAAUCACUUCAUCGCUCUAAUCCGCGCCAUUGAUGCCGACGCGGGAACCACGAAGUUGACUCCACCAUCACUGGAGGAUCCAUACAUGGUCCAAAUGUCGGGAUUUCAGUUCGGUGCGAGUGGAGGGGGUGGAGUACGUCUCAACCGACCCGAUGUAUUGCACUCCGCUGCCGGGGGUCGCGUGACAUGCGAGCUCGGCAGCCACUCGGAGAACUACACCCUCACUCCCAGUGCUCAGAUCGGCGUCACAGUCGGGGGUAGUGAGUAUGUGCUACAGACUAAGACACCUCUUGACAGGGAGCGAGAACAGAGGCAAUGCGUCAUCAUUCGCUGCUUUGACGAUGGCUCUCCUCCCAAAACCUCAACCGCCACAGUGGAGGUUGAAAUAUUGGAUCAGAACGACUGCGUGCCCGAAGUGAAUAUCCGCGCACGAGUUCCCUCAACACAUCGAACUCACCGGUCGAAUGCCAUUCCACCGCUUCCGCGUAGUCGUCUUGCAGAUAUUCUCCAGAAGGCCAUCCCAGACUGGCCCAUGUCCCGAGGGUCGCCUUUUUCUGUACAUCCACUAGUGAACGCGUACGAGGGGGGUGUUCCAAUAGUUUUAGUAAGCGUGCCGGAAAACAGGCCGGCUGGUACGGUCGUGGCAUCGGUCCAAGGAGUUGAUCCUGACGCCGGUGAGAAUGGACGAGUGACUAUCCAGAUCUUGAAGGAGGAUCGUCGUUUGCCUCGUGUGGCACCUGGACCUCUUACAUCUGGUCAAAACCCUGGUCGAUAUCCCGAGGCCAAAAUCGAUCACAACUUGCCUCCAGUUAUCAUCCGAUCGGACAUCAAUUCAGCUGAUCUCUUUAAGGUGCAUACCUUACUACCGAAUUUGAAUCACCGUCAGGAUGAGAGUUUGGCCUCGGAAUGCUGGUGUCGUCUGCUUGACAAUUUGUGUUCUGUUUGCUCUUCACAGUUGGAGGCCAAUGGGGAUAUCACAACGAACAGGAUGAUCGAUCGGGAGCAGUCUUUACCAAUUCGAGACGAGCUUUACCUCUUUUUGGAGGCACGGGACUCGGGUCACCCCGUAGCUCUCACCUCCUAUGUCUUGUUAGCUGUGGAAAUCGAGGAUGAGAAUGAUAAUCCACCGACGUUCGUGUUACCGCAGCUCAACUUCCCCGUUCUUGAGAACGAACCCUCUCCGCAGCGCAUUGGCGAAAUUCUAGUUUACGACGCGGAUGCAGGGCCUCCUAGGGAAGGCUAUCACGAGGUUGUUUCUGACCCCCUCCUUCUGCGAGUUAGUGAACCACCCAAACACUUCAUAAAUCUUUUCAUUAAGUUUGGUCAUGGACCACCCGAUCUACCUUUCGUGAUUGAUUCCACACCAGAUGGGCGAUUCUACCUGAACGCCACUCGUUCCCUGGAUCGUGAGGUUGAUGAGAUGUUCCAAUUCCAUGUCCAUGCUUCGGAUUUCGGCAGACCCUCACAUCUGCGCCACACAUCCACUGCAAUCAUUACUGUCUCCGUGGUGGAUGUUAAUGAUAACCCACCGGAGAUCAUAUUCCCAAAACCUUCCACGGCAACUACUCAUAUCCACACUAUCUCUUACCUAGAGAUGCCGGAUACUGAGAUUCUUAGCAUCAACGCUAAUGACAAGGACUCUGAGGGGGAGAAUGGGAAGUUUCUGUUUGAAUUGGGUCCAGUGUUGUCGUCGUUUUUAGAUGCAGACACCUCUAGAUUGGCCAGGACGGCAUUGGAUGGAGAUCUAUUUAAGCUAGACGCAGUGAAAGGCCUCUUGAAGACCCAGCGCCGAAUGACUGAGGCAGAUUUAGGCGAACACUGGUUGCAGCUCAUAGUUCGAGAUCUUGGGAGUCCACCACUGGAGACCCGGCAAAUAAUCCGUUUGGCUGUUGAUCGUUCGCCCCCACAAUUCGCUUCUAACAUUCGCGCACGAAUACCUCCCGAACAACGAACAUCACCUCCGGUGAAUUAUUUGGGAAACUCUGUCGUGGAUUCCCCGCAUCGGCAUCCAGGUGACUGGAAUGGCGGUGAACGAAGUAUUUCCGAUGUCAUGAUGGUGGUUAUUAUUGCCUUGAUGAUAGCUGGCCUUAUUGUGCUCAUUAUGCUCUGCUUCUACUUGAGACAUCGACAGAAGUUGUUCUUCUGUCUUCCGGAUGUAUGCGCCUUGUUUCAGAAGCCUUACUCCUCCUCUAAUCCCUAUUGUAAUCCCAAGUGUGUCGACGGGUUGAACAAGACAAAUGAAAUCAAUCAGAAGGGAGCCAAGGAAGGGACUUUCCAAGGUCGCGUUUGGACACCACGUCCUCCUUCACCACUAUCUGGUGGUGAGUUCGUUGCCACCAGUUCAAAGUGUCUUCCAAGUGGUGGUGGAGCGUUUGUCUCCAUUGCUAGCGGGACUUCCCGGCGCCACAUUAAUGGGAUUCAAUCGGCGGUCACUGGUGUGUCUGACUUCUUUGACAAAUCACCGAAGCUCUACACAGACUGCUACCAUGCAAAUAUCUCAAGAAGCCAGACAGCAUCCCAGUCCUCCCGACUUGUUCCGAUUCCUGUGGGGACCCUCAAACCCAUAAUUUCACCAAAUGAAGAAUUCCCUUCGCCGAAGUCUAACUUCUACAACUCAGCAAUAAUGAGCGUUCAGUCGACUGUUAUUUCUCCCAUUCAUCGAUCCAAUCUUAUCACCUCUUCCGGUCGAUACGGUGAACCUCUUCCUUUCUCAUCCUUCUAUGUUCAACCAGACGGUGUCAUAAAUCCCCAUCAUUGUCGGUCCUCUGCACCCGUAACACAUACUGGUGCAGUCACCACAAUGGUUUGCUACACAGACGGUCGUCAACAGCAUUCACAUAAGUCAAAGGUGGCCCCCACGCAGUGCAGCUGCGAUCUACUCGCUUUCUCUAACAGUCUCGGCCGCGGCCGCUAUUCCCACAAAUCGGCGCACUACAAGUCAGAGCCCACCCUUACAGCAUGUGAUGACCUUGAAGACGACGACGCAGAUGACCCUAACGAGGCACUUGUCCCCAUGUGCAACGGAGCGCGCUCAGAAGACUAUCUCGGCGACGUGGCUCUAGGGCAUCGUGGUCACUUCCCCUCACUGGUGCCGGUCGAUCAGAAGAUAAGUAUCUCCCCACUGGCGCAACGGCAGCACCAGCAGCAGUCACUUGAGAACUAUGCGGUCUCUUUUCCCAAACCUCAAGCCAGCUACGUUUAG
Molecule: messenger RNA, 5010 nt
Organism: Echinococcus granulosus
Lineage: Eukaryota; Metazoa; Platyhelminthes; Cestoda; Cyclophyllidea; Taeniidae
Product: Protocadherin-19
Exons: 14
Coding region: 1-5010 (1669 amino acids)
Biological process (GO): homophilic cell-cell adhesion
Cellular component (GO): plasma membrane
Molecular function (GO): calcium ion binding
Source: RefSeq, a predicted model, not a curated record